AUGACUUGUGGAUCUUACUGUGCUGGCCCUGCCUUCAGCUGCAUGUCGGCCUGCGGGCCCCGGCCCGGCCGCUGCUGCAUCACCGCCGCCCCCUACCGCGGCGUCUCCUGCUACCGCGGCCUCACCGGGGGCUUCGGCAGCCGCAGCGUCUGCGGCGGCUUCCGCGCCGGCUCCUGCGGCCGCAGCUUCGGCUACCGCUCCGGCGGCGUGUGCGGGCCCAGCCCGCCCUGCAUCACCAGCGUGUCGGUCAACGAGAGCCUCCUCACGCCCCUCAACCUGGAGAUCGACCCCAAUGCGCAGUACGUGAAGCACGAGGAGAAGGAGCAGAUCAAGGGCCUCAACAGCAGGUUCGCUGCCUUCAUCGACAAGGUGCGUUUCCUGGAGCAGCAGAACAAGCUGCUGGAGACCAAGUGGCAGUUCUACCAGAACCGCAAGUGCUGCGAGAGCAACCUGGAGCCCCUGUUCGAGGGCUACAUCGAGACGCUGAGGAGGGAGGCCGAGUGCGUGGAGGCCGACAGCGGGAGGCUGGCCUCGGAGCUCAACCACGUGCAGGAGGUGCUGGAGGGCUACAAGAAGAAGUGA
Molecule: messenger RNA, 582 nt
Organism: Neomonachus schauinslandi (Hawaiian monk seal)
Lineage: Eukaryota; Metazoa; Chordata; Mammalia; Carnivora; Phocidae
Product: keratin, type II cuticular Hb6
Exons: 2
Coding region: 1-582 (193 amino acids)
Biological process (GO): intermediate filament organization; keratinization
Cellular component (GO): keratin filament
Molecular function (GO): structural constituent of skin epidermis
Source: RefSeq, a predicted model, not a curated record